AUGCCAAAUGCUACUAGUCCGACAUCUGAGGCUCUUCCUUCUCCACAGCUGGCUGGACUCGAAGCCUCUCCCCAGUCAGACGUCCUUGUGGCUCUCUCUCACCAACAAAACACCCCGGAUUCUGACAUCUCAGGAACAGUUGAUGAGCGUGCUCAAGACUUUGAUCAGGCCAAGCAAAAACUUAUGAGCAUGGUGGAAAGUUUUGCCAAAGAACAUGGUUUUGAGGCUGCACUAGUGAUGGCCGGUAGCUCAUUGAAUCGAAAUGCAUCACUCACUCUUGUUCACACUACUGCAGGUGCUACGGAUUUCUUCCGUGUCCGUUGCUGCAUGGAUGAUGAUCAGAUGACAAGUAAUUUUAAAACUCACAUCUAUAAUCGACACUCCUUCCAUACAAUAGCGAGAGCCUUUGGUAGCAAUAUUGCAGAAGAGCACACUGCGCCGGGGAAUGAAGCUGACCACAGCCGCAAAGAUGCCCACACGGCUGGCUUGGGCAAGGCCACAGAUGAUAUUAACCUGAUUAGAAAGUUGAUAUCGGCUUAA
Molecule: messenger RNA, 540 nt
Organism: Serpula lacrymans var. lacrymans S7.9
Lineage: Eukaryota; Fungi; Basidiomycota; Agaricomycetes; Boletales; Serpulaceae
Exons: 4
Coding region: 1-540 (179 amino acids)
Source: RefSeq, a predicted model, not a curated record